AUGGGCAAUGACGACACGUGGCAGAAGCACCGAUACAACAACGAUACUCCUUACAAUGACAAUAUGAACGCCAACAGCAACAAUAGCGUCGAGAUUAAUUACGUUACAAACAAUUACUUCGAUUCAAUUACUUCGAUUCUCGCUGCCGUUGGUGAGAAGAUUAAUAUCACUGUUGAUGUGGGAUGUUCUCGUAGGCCAGUCAAGCGCUGUGGGUUGCAAUGGUGGCUUGAGGAGCGCUCGCCCACCGCCAUAAACAGCCUUCUUCCUUGCAUUGUCUCUAAUGGUUUUCCUUCUCUUCUUCCGCAGGUUCCCGAGAUCCACGCGCUUCACGAAAGGUUUUUGGAAGAACUCAAGCAAAGAAUCGAGUCUCGAGACGCGAACAUGUGCGUGGGAGACCUCUUUCUGCAGCUGGUAAAUGACCCAAGCCUCAUUGAGAGCUACACAGCAUUCACCAACAACUGGAAAACGGCGCACGAGGCUGCCAAAGCUGCUGCUCAGGCCAAGCAAUCCUUCAAACAUUUCUUACUGGACCGGGCGAGGGAGCAUCAUGGAAAACUGGACCUGAAAGCUCUCCUUAUCAAACCCGUUCAGCGCUUCCCACAAUUCGAGCUGAUGAUGAAGCGUCUGCUAAAACACACGAGUCGUGACCACCCUGACCACGCCCUCUUGACCGAGGCCAUCGUCAUGGUGCAGCAGAUUGCCUCCAGGAUCAACGCGUCCGAGCAGGAGGCGCUGCAGCUGGAGCAGCAGCAGCUCCUGCUGAAGAGCUCGAGAAUACCAUCGAGGGCUUGGACGGCCUCGUGCAGCCUGAUAGCACGAGUAACGCCCCUGUUCCUCUCUCUCCCCAGGACAUACCUCCGCCAUGACCUGGUGACGAUGCACUCGGGGCUUGGCACGAGGAAGGAGCGCUGCCUCUUCCUCUUCUCGGAUCUGCUGGUCAUCGCGGCCACCAAGAGACGCUCCGGCACCAUCAGGAAAGGUUCUAGUCUGCAGUUCACCGUCUUGAGUUCCCUUGAGGCUAACAAGUUCAAGUUAUUCAAAUUCAUUCCACUGGAUGACCUGGAAAUUGCUAGGUCGCGCGACGAGAGCGUCAAAAAGCUAGUGCGGGAAAAGGAGACGUUGGUGGAGGACCUGCAGACGUUGCAGCAGAUCUCAAAGCUCACCAAGAACCUCCGGUGUCCUCACGUGACCAUUGAGGAGUCGGUGCAGGAGACGCUGGCCACCGUGCAAAAGCAGCUGGCCGAGCGCCACGGCGCGGACUCCCAGCCCAUGGAGCUCGAGCUCACCAUCAGCACGCAAGAAGGGAUGGAAAACCUGGUGUUCAUGUUCAACAGUGUAGAGAAGAGAGCAAUGUGGGAGGAGGCUUUUAAUGAUGCUAAACACAAAUUAGCUAUGUCAGCAGACCGUAGGCCUCCUCCUGAGUUUGUUUCUGCGCUGCCUAUUAGGAAGACCCGAGCUGGUCUGCAGUUUACUUGUGCUGCUGCCACAUUGGGCCUUAAUGCUCACAAUCUUAGGGAUGUUUGGGUUUGCAACAGUGAUGGCUAUGUAGGCCAGGUCUGUGUACUAAGUUUACAGCCAGAUCCAACUGUUGCGUGCUGUAAUGGAGUGUGUAAUGCACGAAUCCUUUCCAUAGCAUCUAUCCGGCAGCUCCUCACCCAGAAUCUAGUGAUGAUGAUGAGGACGAAGAAAAUGGGAAGCGAUGACUCUGACAACCAACAGCCUACCAUGUGGCUUGGCACCGAGGAUGGAUUUAUCCACGUGUAUAACUGCUCUGACACGAUAAGAAUUAAGAAGAACAAAUUCAAGUUUCAACCUGGUUCACCUGUUCACUGUAUUAUACACCUAGACACUCGAGUUUUUGCAUCCCUAGCAAAUGGUGACAUUAUUGUCUAUCGGAGAGAUGUAUCUGGAGGAUGGAAUGUUGCAGAUAGACAGGUAGUAAGCAUUAGCACAGCUGCUGCACCUGUGACCAAGAUGAUGGCAGUUGCAGGGAAACUGUGGUGUGCAGCCAUGAAUACUAUCAGGGUCCUCAAUACAGGCUCACUCCAAGUAGAGCAUUCGUUUGUAGUUGGUGGAGAGAAUGGGAGAGGGGUGUCAUGCAUGGUGUCAGCCGGCCAUGGGGUGUGGAUAUCAGUACUCAAUUCUGCUGCAGUGAGACUAUACCAUGCAGUCACUUAUGAGUAUUUGCGUGAAGUAAAUGUAGCUCAGGCAGUCACCAAAAUGCUUGCAGGUUGUGAUGACAUUAUUCGACAACACAAGGCUGCUUGCUUAAGAGUGACAUCACUAUUAGCUUGCAAAGAUCUCCUCUGGGUAGGGACAAGUGCAGGUGUUAUUAUCACAGUACCUCUGCCUCACCUAGCCCUUAAUACCAACCGAGUUCAGGCUCCUCUCAAUAUGGUUGGGAUACCGUAUGGCCAUACUGGCCAUGUUAGAUUUCUAACCAGUGUGGAACUGACUCCUGAACCUCGAACAUCUCGCCUUAAAGGACAUCAUAGGUACUCUUUCAAGGGAAAAGAUCACCCUCAUCACCAGCCAGGCACUGCAGCACCUGCAAAGCUGUUAGUGAUAUCUGGUGGUGAUGGCUAUGAAGAUUUCCGCAACUCGGGGAUGUCGGAACUUGCAGGUCGUGAUGACUCAACCAACCACUUAUUGCUGUGGCAAGUCUGAAUCUCAUGAUAGACUGUUUUGUAGCAUAAAUCUAACAAUGACUUAUCUAAAGAGACUGGCCUGAAAAACUUGUCUCUAGAGGAUUCAUCAGUGACAUUUUGAAAGGUGUCUGCUGCAUAUCCCAUUGAAGAGAGCCAGCUUGCCUGUGACCUUCAGGAAAAACAAAGGAUGAAAAUCGAUGGCCUUGCUAAAUAUGACCUUAAAAAUCUACUUGCUAAAGAUGACCUUAAAAAUCUAUUUUAGCAGAUAUAAAGAGACAUGUAUUAGGGUACUCUUUAAUGGAGGUAUCCUACCUGUACUCAUAAGAAAUGGCUAACUUUGAGGGAUCUGUCUGGACUUAUUAUACAUAUCUCUAUGCUUAUCUUGAUGAAUAAGCCUGAGCUCUUGCUCUUCAAGCUGACAGUAGAGGCAGACCUGUAUUAGACCUCAAAAAUAAGAUAUCUAUAUGUAUAUGAUGUACCACACAAUUUUAAUUCCAAGCAGGUCCUUCAAAAUACAAGUGACCAUAAAUGUGCUGCUGCAACGUACUUCCACUUGUUUGCAUUGUGAACUUAGAAGAUGUGAGCUGUGUGGGACUCGGCUUGAAGACCUGGUGGAGGUUCAAUGUGGGUUACAUGAUUCCCUAAAGAAGUGCCAGAUAUCCUGCAGAUAAAUGAUCUGUCAAAAGUUAAUAGAAACGAUGAUAUUUUCUAACUCUGUCAUAAUUCUUGAUUAUACACAGAUUGAUUAAAUACUUGCAUUUUAUCCUAGCUUAAUGUUUUUUGCAAGAAUUCUUGCUGUCUAGUAUGAAUGUGCAAAUUUGAAACUUUGCAUUUAUUUCAUGCUAAAUUACAACUUACUCUUAGUCUUUAUUUAUCCUUAUUUAUUACAAUUAUCAGACUCUUCAAAACAAACUGCCAUUGCAUUCAUUAACCCUGGUAAUGCCUGCCUUAGUAAAUGACAGACUAUGUGAUAUGAUACAUGAGUGCUUAGUGAUAAUUCAAUUUCCUCUUUCCAACAACGAAGUUUCUGCCUCGGCCAGAGAUUCUUUUGAUUUGCAGUUUCAUUGCAUGUGAUAGCAAAGCACCAAGUCCCUUAUAAGGGUGAUGUAUGGGGUGAAAAUGUCUUUUUAUCAUCUCUGGUUCUAUUAUUUCCAAGCUUGGGUAUUAUUAUUCUUGUUAAGGGUAAUUUAAUCCUGUAUGGAAAUAAAAAGAAAAACUGUCAGGUAAAAAAAAUAUAUAGAACUUGUCCUCUUGCUAAAAACAGUGGGACAUUCCAACACAUGUGGUUACUUCCUCAAUAUAGGUUUCUCUGUAAAGUGACAGCAAUGUCAGCGCUCUAUCACAGCAGCAUAGUUAAUGAUGGCAAAAACUCUUGUGCCAAAUUAUAUCAUCAACCUGUAGCCUAUGAAUUCUUGUGAAUAACAACCUUAGGAAACAAUGAGGUACUUGUAAGCAGGAAACUGGAUGUCAUUUAUUUAACUGAAUUUUUACUAGUCAUACAUUAAUGGAUGGUGAUGUUUACACUGUAAGUAACCCUGGCAUCAGGGUACUUCUAUGUGACAGAAAAUGAUGGAUGUACACUCACUGUGGGUUUAGAUACUUCGGGAAAGAUAAAGGAAUUUAAGGAUAUAAAGAUCCUUACAAAUAUAAUCAUCUUGUACUGCUUGGGAGGUAGGCAAUAUAUAGGAUAUUCUCUCUCUCUCUCUCUCUCUCUCUCUCUCUCUCUCUCUCUCUCUCUCUCUCUCUCUCUCUCUCUCUCUCUCUCUCUCUCUCUCUCUCUCUCUCACUCUCUCUCUCUCUGUCUCUGUUGUGGAUGUGAUUGUAACUAUGAGUGUCUAUGGUCUUAUACAUGUAUAUUUAGUACUUAUAUUAUUUUCAUAUUGCAUAUUCACUUAUAUUACAUAAUUUAGCAAAUGCUAAGUUAAAGAAAUACUUUACUUUUGUGUAAUGUUCUUUGUGUUUGAUGACUAUUCAGUCUAAGUAUUUUUUUAAAAGGUUAUUUAUGUCACUUCAUUUCAUUUAUGUCUCUUUAGUGCUGAAUGCCACAAUAAGUCUAAAUAUUUACAAUAUCUGCAUGAUUGCUAACUGUACUUUAAUUUGUGGAAACUGAGACCUUUUGGAUUUUAGAUCCCUAUAGGAAAUAUACAGUGUGUGUAUGUGUGGGUGUGGGUGUGUGGGUGUGGGUGCACACGUGUCUGCAUGUGUGUGCCAGCGUGUGACAUAUAUGUAAAUGUGUAUGUAUAUGUCAAUAUAUAUUUACGGAUGUGUGUGUGAUACUAUAAUACUGAAAUGAUAUAACUAUAAUUUGCCUACCUAGCAAGGAUGUAAGAUUAUGUACUAUAUUAUCUUUCCUAAAGGGAACACUUGCCAAGUUAAGAUAUCAAUGGAAAACGGUACUGUGUUUAUGCUGCCUACUUGUUAUAAUAAAAUUAUGUGAAAUUUUAUUUUCUUAGUAAUAUCUGAAUUGUGGAUACAAAUAUAAAAAAAGAAAAAAAAAAUAUUACCACUUAUGAUUUAGUCACUAAGAUCAGUGAUUGUGACAUAGGUCUACGUUAUCUUCAUUACAAUUAAUUAUUUUCAAGUUCAGUAUUGAUGCAACAAUUGUGUGAAAUAGCACGUGAUGGGAUCUUAUGUUAACAAUCAAUGAUAUUGUUUCUCUCAGGUCACAUGCACUAAUCCGUCAUUACUACUUAUUAGAUGAGGUCUCUUUUAUUUAGCAUGGACUUAUCUCUCAUAGAGAUUUCUGCACAUAUAUUUAUCAAAGGAUGUAGCACAAUGCAAGUUUACCAAGAAAUCCCUUACAUAGUAUUAAUUUAAUGUUGUAAUGCUUUUGCCAAUUCUGAUACUAAUGCAACACUAUUUCAUCUGCUAAAGUGCAUUAUCAAUUCAGAACAGUGAAACAUAUCUAAUACUUGAAAUAGAAAAAAUGAUCCAUGUCCUUUAACUUAUUUUGAAGAGAGUGCUGUACAUUUAGUUAUCUAAGUAUACCCGCUUACUUUGAGAGCAUUAAUGUACAAUUCAGAAUACACCCAAAGACUGUACUUUGGGAUUUUGUAUUCCAAGGGAUUCCCCAACAUCUCCAUAGAAUUGACACAAGUAUGGUGACCCAUUUGGCUGUGGUAGGAUGGAUACAUGUCAUUGUGACCUGAUCUCAGAAGGUCCACAGAAAAGUGACACUAUGCAGAUACUUGCUGUAAGGUGGAGUUUAGUACAGCAAAACCAAGAGAGCAACCUACCUUAUGGUAAUUAGAAGGUAGUGUCAUCUACUACUGUUCCACUGAGUUUGCCUGCCAGAGUUUCCAGGCGUCUCUGUUCCCUGAGUUGGCAAACAUUGCUGAUGUCCUUGCCCCAUUACUGUCUUUGUUUAUCUUCUGCUGUAUUUAUGAGUUGACCAAACUACUAAGAUAUUAAUAAAUUUUAGUAAAAAAUUGA
Penaeus chinensis is the source of this 6080-nucleotide messenger RNA. Its product is annotated as rho guanine nucleotide exchange factor 17-like. Gene Ontology annotation, biological process: actin cytoskeleton organization. The record is from RefSeq and is a predicted model, not a curated record. The coding region runs from base 1 to 2667 and encodes 888 amino acids. Lineage: Eukaryota; Metazoa; Arthropoda; Malacostraca; Decapoda; Penaeidae. Gene Ontology annotation, molecular function: protein binding; guanyl-nucleotide exchange factor activity. The transcript is spliced from 19 exons.